AUGGCCAAGAUCACCCAGCUUUUGUUUGACUGCGACAACACCCUCGUGAUGUCCGAGGAGCUUGCUUUCGAGGCUUGCGCUGACAUUGCCAACGAGAUCCUGGCCAAGCGCGACAUCACCGACCGCUACACUGGCGAGCAACUGAUUCAAGACUUCGUUGGCCAGAACUUUCGCGGUAUGAUGAUCUCCCUCCAGGGCAAGUACGGCUUCGAGAUGCCCAAGGACGAGAUCGAAUUCUACGUCAAGGAAGAAGAGAACCAAGUCAUUGCCAAGUUGGAGGCCAAAGCCGUCCCCUGCACUGGCGUCAUGGAGGAACUCGAAAAACUUCAGCGCUCUGGCCAAUACGACAUGGCAGUCGUAUCAUCGUCCGCCCUUCGUCGUGUCCGCGCUUCAAUCAAGAAGGUCAACCAGGACAAAUACUUCAAGCACGACCAUGUCUUCAGCGCGGCCACCUCUCUGCCCAAGCCAACAUCCAAGCCAGACCCCGCUAUCUACCUCUACGCCCUCGAAAAGCUGAACAAGAAGGCCACAGAAUGUGUUGCUAUCGAAGACAGCCGCUCUGGUGCCCUCAGCGCUAUUCGUGCCGGCAUCCCCGUUAUUGCCUAUGUUGGAAGCUAUCCCGGUGACGCGAAGCGGGCCGAGAUGGCGGGCAAGUUGAUUGAACUCGGCGCCCAGGUUGUCAUGAAAGACUGGUCCGAAUUCGAGUCUUGCUUGAAGCAGAUUGAGGACCAGCCGGUUGAAAGAAGCGAAGCGAAUCUCUAA
Molecule: messenger RNA, 762 nt
Organism: Talaromyces proteolyticus
Lineage: Eukaryota; Fungi; Ascomycota; Eurotiomycetes; Eurotiales; Trichocomaceae
Product: putative HAD superfamily hydrolase
Exons: 2
Coding region: 1-762 (253 amino acids)
Molecular function (GO): hydrolase activity
Source: RefSeq, a predicted model, not a curated record